Dujonia railenensis is the source of this 1176-nucleotide messenger RNA. Lineage: Eukaryota; Fungi; Ascomycota; Pichiomycetes; Serinales; Debaryomycetaceae. The record is from the annotation of a GenBank genome assembly.
AUGGUUAAUGUUUUCAACCCAACCGUCUUCUUUAUUGUUCUUAGAGAAAGUUUAGAAGCAAUUAUUGUGGUGUCCGUUUUACUUGCCUUUUUGAAAAAGGGUCUCGGAGGUGCCGACAGUGAUAUUGUUGUCUAUAAGCGAUUGCGAGCACAGGUUUAUUGGGGGUCGUUUUUCGGUCUAGUUCUCUGUUUAUGUAUUGGUGCUGCCUUCAUUGCCUGUUUCUAUACCCUUGGUAAGGAUAUUUGGUCUGACUCCGAAGAUCUUUGGGAAGGUAUUUUCAGUAUCAUUGCAACCGUGUUGAUUUCGAUUAUGGGUGUUGCUAUGUUGCGUGUCAAUAAGAUGCAAGAAAAAUGGAGAGUCAAGUUGGCUCAGGCCUUAAUUAGACCACCAAGUCAAAAGAAAGACAGAAUGAAGAUAGGUUACUUAACCAAAAAGUACUGUAUGUUCAUCUUACCGUUUAUUACCGUCUUGAGAGAAGGUUUGGAAGCUGUUGUUUUCGUCGGUGGUGUUGGUUUAACAUCACCUGCUACUUCUUUCCCAAUUCCAGUCAUUACUGGACUUAUGGCAGGUAUCUUCAUUGGAUACUUGUUAUAUAUUGGUGGUACUUCGUCAUCUUUACAAGUUUUCUUAAUUGCCUCUACUUGUAUCUUGUACUUGAUUGCCGCUGGUCUUUUCUCUCGUGCCGUUUGGGAUUUCGAAAUGAACGUUUUCAAUAAACAAACUGGUGGUGACGCUGCUGAAAAUGGUUCUGGUGCUGGUACUUAUAACAUCAACUUGUCUGUUUGGCACGUUAACUGUUGUAAUCCAGAAACUGACAAUGGUUGGGAUGUCUUUAAUGCUUUAUUAGGAUGGCAAAACUCUGCAACUUAUGGUUCCGUUUUAUCAUAUGUUGUUUACUGGAUUUGUCUUAUUAUCACUUUAUUACUUAUGCUUUACGAAGAAAAGAAGGGUCACUUGCCAUUCAUGAAGAACAUGACCUUAGCUAAAUUGAACCCAAUGUACCACAUCAAGGGUAAGAAGAAGUUUGAAUUAACUAAGGAUGAACAAGAUGAACUUUUCGAAAAGUUGAAGACACAGAAGAUUGGUGGUGAUUAUGAAGAAGAAGAAGUUGAAAUAGUUCAAGAUACUAAAGUGGAAUCCGAUGGUGAGAAGAAAGCUGCUACUUCUUCUCUCUAG